Annulohypoxylon truncatum is the source of this 1189-nucleotide messenger RNA. Its product is annotated as Cut8-domain-containing protein. Bases 1 to 921 code for a protein of 306 amino acids. The record is from RefSeq and is a predicted model, not a curated record. Gene Ontology annotation, biological process: nuclear protein quality control by the ubiquitin-proteasome system; proteasome localization. The transcript is spliced from 2 exons. NCBI's taxonomy places the organism in Eukaryota, Fungi, Ascomycota, Sordariomycetes, Xylariales, Hypoxylaceae. Gene Ontology annotation, cellular component: nucleus.
AUGAACGUGCUGCUGUCACCGCAGCCACCGUCCUUCUUCUCGCACCAACACGAUCUAAGUCGACGUUCUCCCACACGCCCAAUGUCUUCCCCGUUCUACACCACUUUCGGUUCAAGCCGAAAGCGAAAGGCCGAAGACGAUGGCGAUGAAAUGUCCGUUUCGCCUACUAGCUCUCCAGCUAUUCAAUCCCGACAGCUAGCCCCAAGAGCUACCAAGAAAAUCCGAUCGAACGAAUUAGCAGGGAGGCCUCUAUCCCUUCCUCGACUUCUCGAGACCCUCGACGCCACACAACUUCGAACUGUCCUGCAGACGAUCUGCGAGCGACAACCUGAGAUUGGUGAGGAGGUUGUGAAGAGUGCUCCCAGGCCGACCGUCGAGUGUGCGUUGCAAGUCCUAAAGGAAUAUCAGGACAAGCUGCGAGAUGCGUUCCCUUACGGCGAUUCAAGUUCCGACUACACGUACUUCCGAGUGAAACAACCGCUCGUAGCACUCAUUGAGGCCCUUGCCGAUUUUACCCCCCAAUAUCUCCCGCCUCACGAGACUAGCGCCAACGUCUCCUUGCAAUAUCUCGACGGUGCUACUAAGGUAGUCCAUGACUUGCCUGAGUGGGAAAGCCAUCGGCAUCACAAGGAAAACGCAUACGAUGAGAUAUCGAAGGCAUGGGCUCUGGUAAUCAACGAAGCAUCGAAGAGAGGAGCCGGCUUUACCCUGCAUUCGGCUGGGUGGGAUCAAGUUCUUGCUAAGCAUAAUCAGCAAUCAGGCGGCAGGCUCGGAGCCGCGAUUGCGUCUAUGAGCGCAAAUCUCGGGUGGGUCGGUGGACCAAGUGGCGGAAUCCCAAAUGCGUCUGGCGGCCAAAGCUCAAUUCUAGAUGAGUUGAUGUCAGGCAAUUACGGGUCGCCCGUCUCGGUUGGUCCUUGGUAGGAACCAAAGCCUCUCGGGAAAUAAGAUGGGAAAAGAGAAGCCCAAUAGGAUGGGUUUCAAGGUAAUUCGUAUACAUGGACAGAGUCACCAAAACCCCCGCGAAUCAUCUUGAAGGCAACCUGGCCUAAAAAGCACGAAAAGUAACGAGCAAACGACAUUAAAUUAGCAUCAAUGCGGCAUCAAGCAUAUAGCAGAUUAAAACAUCAUUAGUUGAGUGCGGAGGAUGGAUGCAUCUGCACAUAUCACAGCACCAACUCGCAACGAGAUU